Molecule: messenger RNA, 1234 nt
Organism: Aspergillus pseudonomiae
Lineage: Eukaryota; Fungi; Ascomycota; Eurotiomycetes; Eurotiales; Aspergillaceae
Product: carbonic anhydrase family protein
Exons: 2
Coding region: 333-1148 (271 amino acids)
Molecular function (GO): zinc ion binding; carbonate dehydratase activity
Source: RefSeq, a predicted model, not a curated record
CGAUAGCAGGGACUGGUUUAUGAAAGGUAGGCCCAUAAGCCCCGUUGCGGGGUUCCUUAGCGGCAGUGCUGCGGCACAAAGCGCUGGCCCCGGGAAUCUGGAGUGGAAACAUUGUGAACUAAAGCAGGGGCCAUACUCCGGAAUAGAAGCAGAAUAGGGCCUGUGGGCCAUCGAUCUCGACUGCGCGUAGAAAGACAAUUAGCGAGACUCCAGAAUAGGGUGUAACGUUCCACAAGUUUUCUUUCAGGGAUGUAUAAGUAGCACCGUGCCUCUCACUCAUGUAGCUACCUCGCUUUCAACCCAGUCAUCUUGUUGUUCGUUGUUCAUUCAUCAUGAAGUUUAUCACUGCUUUUCUCCCCCUCCUUUCCGUGGCAUCAGCCAGUUGCAUCCCCAACCGUGUCGUGCGCCGUGCGGCAGAUGGCCUGGUUGACAUCAACAAGUUUAACUACACCAACCUCGGCGGCCCCUUGAACUGGGCUGGCCUUGAUGAGGCCAACGAGGCCUGCUCCAAGGGAAGUCACCAGUCGCCCAUUGUCAUUGACACCGAUGCCAUCGAUUAUGCUGCAUCGGGCUCCCUCAAGCUCAACCUGCCCUCGGCCGACAACGCCAAGUUCGAGAACCUGGGCUCUGGUCUCGAGGUUGUCCUAACCAAUGGCUCCUUGGAGGCCAACAACAAGACCUACCCUCUCGCCCAGUUCCACUUCCAUACCCCCAGUGAGCACCGCGUCAACGACGAAUACUUCCCCAUGGAAGUCCACUUCGUUUUCCAGACUGCCGCCAAGGAGACUGCUGUCGUCGGCUUCUUCUUCCAGCUCUCGGAGUUCGGCUACUCCGUUCCCCUUUUCGACUCUGUUUUCGCUCACAUCGAUGACAUCGCCGAUGCCGGCACUUACACCACCACUGGCGAGCUGGACUUCGAGGGCCUUCGUUCUCACUUCACUCGCCACGGAGUCUAUCAGUACACUGGUUCCCUUACCACCCCUCCCUGCACUGAGGAGGUUGUCUGGUACCUCAGCACCGAGCCUCUCCCUCUCAACGUGCAGACUUACAACAAGGUCAAGAAGAUCCUGAAGUAUAACGCACGCUACACUCAGAAUGCCCUGGGUGAGGAAAACCUCUUGGAGGUUGCCGCCCACAACUUGAACUGAUUUGGGCGAUGGACGAGGACAUUAGUGAGGGCAGGGUGUAUAUAGAAAAGUUAAGCUGUUAUACGGAGUAAGGGGGUGAGGAUGGC